Hyaena hyaena (striped hyena) is the source of this 1510-nucleotide messenger RNA. RefSeq names its product zinc binding alcohol dehydrogenase domain containing 2 (gene PTGR3). The transcript is spliced from 2 exons. Gene Ontology annotation, molecular function: oxidoreductase activity; zinc ion binding. The record is from RefSeq and is a predicted model, not a curated record. NCBI's taxonomy places the organism in Eukaryota, Metazoa, Chordata, Mammalia, Carnivora, Hyaenidae. The coding region runs from base 145 to 1278 and encodes 377 amino acids. Gene Ontology annotation, cellular component: mitochondrion.
GGCAGUCGAGGGGAGCACGCGGGCCGGAGGAGGGGCGGACCCGCCUGCUCCGCCUGCCCGCGCCGAGCCGCGCCGAGCCGAGCGGCCCGGGCGGGGCGCGACCCCGGCCCGCGGCGGCGCAGGGAGCGGGCAGAGGCGCGGGCCAUGCUGAGGCUGGCGCCCGCCGGGGCCCGAACCAUCGUGGACAUGUCGUACGCCCGCCACUUCCUGGACUUCCAGGGCUCCAGCAUCCCCCGCGCCAUGCAGAAGCUGGUGGCGACCCGUCUGAGCCCCAACUUCCGCGAGGCUGUCACCCUGCGCCGGGACUGCCCGGUGCCACUCCCCGGGGACGGAGACCUCCUCGUCCGGAACCGAUUUGUCGGUGUGAACGCAUCUGACAUCAACUAUUCCGCUGGCCGGUACGACCCUUCGAUGAAGACUCCCUUCGAUGUAGGUUUCGAAGGCGUGGGAGAGGUGGUGGCCUUAGGCCUCUCCGCCAGUGCCCGGUACACAGUGGGCCAGGCUGUGGCUUACAUGGCACCUGGCUCUUUCGCCGAGUACACAGUGGUGCCUGCCAGAGCCGCGGCACCGGUGGCCUCUGUGAAGCCCGAGUAUGUCACCCUGCCUGUGAGCGGUGCGACCGCGUACAUCAGCCUGAAGGAGCUCGGAGGACUGUCGGAAGGGAAAAAAGUUUUGGUGACCGCGGCGGCGGGGGGCACAGGCCAGUUCGCCGUGCAACUGGCCAAGAAGGCCAAGUGCCACGUCAUUGGGACCUGCUCUUCCGAUAAAAAGUCCGCUUUUCUGAAAUCGAUUGGCUGUGAUCGCCCCAUCAACUAUAACUCGGAGCACGUGGGCACGGUCCUAAAGCGGGAGUACCCCGACGGUGUCGAUGUGGUGUACGAAUCUGUGGGGGGAGCUAUGUUUGAUUUGGCUGUCGAUGCCUUGGCCACCAAAGGGCGCUUGAUAGUAAUUGGGUUUGUCUCUGGCUACCAGACGCCUACUGGCCUCGCGCCCGUGAAGGCAGGAACCUUACCAGCCAAACUGCUGAAGAAAUCCGCCAGAGUGCAGGGCUUCUUCUUGAACCAUUACCUUUCUAAGUAUCAAGUGGCCAUGGACCACUUGAUUAAGAUGUGUGAGGGCGGAGACCUGGUGUGCGAGGUGGACCUCGGAGAUCCGUCUGCAGAGGGCAGGUUUAUCGGCCUGGAGUCCGCAUUCCGGGCCAUCGACUAUAUGUACCUGGGAAAAAACACUGGAAAAAUUGUACUUGAGCUACCUCCCCCAGUCAACAGUAAGCUGUAAGCUCAGAACAAUGACAGAAAUCAAGAGAAAGGAAAUGGGCACCUUCUUCCUCAGAAAUAUUCAAAUCAGUUUUAUUUUUAGUGGGUAAUGGAUAUCAUCGUUCUAAAAAGUAAGGUGUUAAUGAAUAGGUUUCUCUUUCUUCUCUCUUUUUUUUUUUGUUUGCCCCUCCCUUGAAAAACAGUGCUAAUAAAAACUUCCCUCGAUGGCUCAGAGGUAAAACCGUUACAUUCAA